This is a messenger RNA of Chelmon rostratus (copperband butterflyfish), 3873 nucleotides long. It is a transcript of the gene bmpr1aa, whose product is annotated as bone morphogenetic protein receptor, type IAa. Gene Ontology annotation, biological process: cellular response to growth factor stimulus; dorsal/ventral pattern formation; protein phosphorylation. Gene Ontology annotation, molecular function: ATP binding; transforming growth factor beta receptor activity, type I; SMAD binding. Lineage: Eukaryota; Metazoa; Chordata; Actinopteri; Chaetodontiformes; Chaetodontidae. Bases 599 to 2179 code for a protein of 526 amino acids. Gene Ontology annotation, cellular component: signaling receptor complex; plasma membrane. The transcript has 13 exons. The record is from RefSeq and is a predicted model, not a curated record.
CAGACCGACGGAGCGCGAGCCGAGCAGCGCGGCGCUGAAAAUAACCUACUACAAGAAAACGCUGGGAAAUUACGCUUCAUGUCGGCUUACUCUGCUGGGAAUUUGGACUUCAGCAACUAGGAUGAAAUAGCGUCGAAGGCUGCGCCACGUCGGCGGGAGAAACUAAAGAAAGAGGAAGAAAGGUUGGUGGUGGAGAUCUGAUCUGACUGACUUCCUCUGCUUCAGACUACGUUUCCCAUGGAGCUGUGCACUGACACACACGCUGUUCUACCAUGGAGCCACCAGUCAGGCUUUUGGACCCAAAGAGCCAGUGAGACAGAAGAGGACCUGAUACUGUGAUAUCACGCUCCAGACCCGAAGCCCAUCCCGUCGUCUCCUCCUCACCCCCCCGCUCGUCCUCCAUCUGACCAUCUUUCUCUCCGAGGCCUCGUCUGGAGCUCCUCCCCCCUCCCUGACUCCUGCUGUGGAUUAAAGACUUUUAUUGGGACUCGAGUGUCUCGUCUCAGCCCGACACGCUGACCGGCUGACCAGAAGGUCCUGAUCACAGAACCAGUCUGAGCCCAGUCCCGGAUCGGUCCGAGUCCAGUCCUGCUGCGGGAUGGCAGGUCUACCGUUCUGUUUGGCUGUGAUGGCCGCUGCUCUCCUGCUGACCCUCAGGACUGAUGCUGCAGGUCAGAACCCGGACCACGUCCUGCAGGGGACGGGGGUGAAACCCGAGGCUCGGCGGCCCGGAGAGGACUCGACCAUCGCUCCCGAGGACGCCGCCCGUUUCCUCAGCUGCUACUGCUCCGGACACUGUCCCGAGGACGCCACAAACAACACCUGCCAGACCAACGGUCAGUGCUUCGCCAUCAUCGAGGAGGAUGAGCACGGUGAGGCCAUCCUCACCUCCGGCUGCAUGAAGUAUGAAGGCUCACACUUCCAGUGCAAGGACUCUCCCAAAGCUCAGACCAGGAGGACCAUCGAGUGCUGCAACACUGACUUCUGCAACAGGGACCUGCAGCCCACCCUCCCCCCUCAGCCUCCAGCAGACGGCAGCCCCCACUGGCUGGCCUUCCUCAUCUCCAUGACGGUCUGCUGCUGCACUCUGAUCUGUGUCACCGUGGUCUGUUACUACAGGUAUAAGUGGCAGAGUGAGCGUCAGCGCUAUCAUAAGGAUCUGGAGCAGGAAGUCUUCAUCCCUGCUGGAGAGUCGCUCAAAGACCUCAUCCACCAAUCACAGAGCUCCGGCAGCGGCUCAGGGCUCCCCCUCCUGGUGCAGCGGACCAUCGCCAAGCAGAUCCAGAUGGUGCGUCAGAUCGGUAAGGGGCGGUACGGCGAGGUGUGGCUGGGCCGCUGGAGGGGAGAGAAGGUGGCCGUCAAAGUCUUCUUCACCCGAGAGGAAGCCAGCUGGUUCAGAGAGACGGAGAUCUACCAGACCGUCCUGAUGAGACACGAGAACAUCCUCGGCUUCAUCGCGGCCGACAUCAAGGGCACCGGCGCCUUCACGCAGCUCUUCCUCAUCACCGACUACCACGAGAACGGCUCGCUGUACGACUACCUGAAGCUGACCACGCUGGACACGCAGUCCCUGCUGCGGCUGGCGUACUCGGCCGCCUGCGGCCUCUGCCACCUGCACACCGAGAUCUACGGCACGCAGGGCAAACCGGCCAUCGCCCACCGAGACCUGAAGAGCAAGAACAUCCUGAUCAAGAAGAACGGCGCCUGCUGCAUCGCCGACCUCGGCCUCGCCGUCAAGUUCAACAGCGACACUAACGAGGUGGACGUCCCUCUGAGCACUCGGGUGGGGACGCGGCGCUACAUGGCCCCCGAGGUCCUGGACGAGAGCCUCAACAAGAACCACUUCCAGGCUUACAUCAUGGCCGACAUGUACAGCUACGGUCUCGUCAUCUGGGAGAUGGCGAGACGCUGUGUGACCGGAGGUAUUGUGGAGGACUACCAGCUGCCGUACUAUGAGAUGGUGCCCUCUGACCCCUCCUAUGAGGACAUGCUGGAGGUGGUUUGUGUUAAAGGUCUGCGGCCCACAGUGUCCAACCGCUGGAACAGUGACGAGUGCCUUCGGGCCAUGCUGAAGCUGAUGUCAGAGUGCUGGGCUCAUAACCCCGCCUCCCGCCUCACCAUCCUUAGAGUGAAGAAGACGCUCGCCAAGAUGGUGGAGUCCCAGGACAUCAAGAUCUGACCGCCCUCCUCAUCCUCCUCCUCCUCUUCCCACGGCCGCCGGAUUCACCCGAACCCAGAACACGUUCGACCUGAUCGGACCGGCUUCCCCAGGCCCGGUACAUCGCUCUUCAUCAGGAGGAGGAAGAGGAGGAGAAGUUGGGAGAUUAAAAAAAGGACCCGCCUCAGGGCUGAACUGUGCGUCUCCUCCUCCUCCUCCUUCCUCCUUCCUCCAUCUUCAGUCUGUCUGCAGCGGGGAAACGAACAUGGACUCCUUUCUCCUCCUCCUCUUCCUCCAGCCCGGUGUGACGCUUUCUGUGAAAGCCAAACGAGACGAUAAUGUAGACGAGGACUUCCUGUGGAGAGGAGAGGAAUGAACUGAGAAAAGGGUCUGCCUUCCUCGCCCUCCUCCUCCUCUUCAGCUUGUUUCAAAACGCUACAAAUGCCAAGUUUUGUUUUCUCUUCAGGACUGAGCUCUCCUGCCAUAUUGAAAUAUAUCUCCACUCUAAAGUAGAGUUAAUUAUAAAAUAAGGUACUAUAAUAAUAUGUGAAUUUUAAUGUGUAAAUAAAUGUUAUCGUUAGAUGCCGUGCCUGCUCGUAAGAAGACGUUAGAGACCAGAACACGAUGCUGCGGUGGUGUCGACGUCCAGCCCACUCCUCAGAGACGUCUCCCGUCCUGUCUGUCCGUCUGUCCACGUCCUGGUUCACGUCUGUCCGUCUGUCUCACCACGUCGUACGUCAGUCGUGAAGCGGUGGAGCUGCUCUGGUGGACGAGUCAAACCUCAGUGGGUGGAGCCGAAGGAAUCGAUCAGAUGUCGCUCCGCUUCUCAAACUGUCUGUAGAUUAACUUUAGCUCCUCCCACUGAGGUUUCCGCCGUCCAAUCAGAUUAUUUCUGAUUUAGAGAAAUGUAUGUAAAAGUUAAACUGAGCGUCCUGAUUGGCUGUCUGAGAUUCAUUUGUUCCAAAAUAAGAGUCACAGUUUCUUCUUUCUACAGCAUGAAAACCAAGAAAUAUUCCAUUUUAUUUGGGAAACCGGUCUAAAUGUGGUUAGCCUAGCUUAGCACAAGGACUGGGCACAGGGGGGAACUGUUAGCCUAGCGCCAUCAAAAGAGAAAAUCCACCUUCUAACUUCCUGGUCUCUUUGAUUCGUCGAACAGGAAACAACAAUGUGAAAAUGUGACAUUGUGAUAUUAGAAGCAGCUACAACAGCUUCCCCUUGCUUCCAGUGUUUGUGCUAAGCUAGGCUAAAGACACCCUGGACCCUCUCUGGAUGAAAAAGAGGAUUUGCUGAAACUGUUGGACUGUUCCUUAAAAUGUUUGUGUUGGUUUUCUGUCCUCAGCAGCAGGACGACGUGUGUGUGUGAAAGAGAGUGAGUGAGUGUGUGUGUGAGAGAGAAUUAAGCUAACCGUUCAUUCAGUAGCUAUUUAAGAGCAGUAACUUAGUGUUUUCCCCCGUAUAGGAAUAAUGUCUAAUCUGUAAAUGUUUCAUGUGUUCGUGUCGGUGGUGUUGUUGUUUUGUACAGCAUCUGGUUCGGUGCCUUAUGAGUUUACCAAGGAAAUGAAAACUCUGUAUACAGUCUGUCCAAUGUAACGAUUUUUAAGUAAAUAACCUUAUUUUAGUACACAAUGUCACAGCGUCCGCUCGUCUUCCUUCUCACACACACACACACACAUAAUUUUUGUGAUUGAAAUUGAGAAUUAGACUAUUUGGAUUUG